Messenger RNA from Puntigrus tetrazona (Sumatra barb), 4189 nucleotides. It is a transcript of the gene msl2a, whose product is annotated as MSL complex subunit 2a. The transcript has 2 exons. The record is from RefSeq and is a predicted model, not a curated record. NCBI's taxonomy places the organism in Eukaryota, Metazoa, Chordata, Actinopteri, Cypriniformes, Cyprinidae. The coding region runs from base 1023 to 2639 and encodes 538 amino acids. Gene Ontology annotation, cellular component: MSL complex. Gene Ontology annotation, molecular function: ubiquitin protein ligase activity.
GGUCCGAUGUUAAAGUCGCAAUCAUUUAUCAUUUUAGUUUGCACAUCUGAUUCAUAUCGAACUCAAAUGCAAAAUGACAAGGCAGUGGGUCCUGAGAAGCAGGAAAAAGCACUGAAAAGCACUGGCCUAUAGAUGCCUCUGCUCGCAGCAGCGUGUGGUUAAUACAGUCAGACACUAGGGGGCAGUAAUCACCGGAUGCUGCGUGUAAUUCCAGGCGCUCUUUUACGCUUGUUUGGUAUUGUUCCUCUCAGGAUGCAAAAGUUAACAGAGGAAUAAUAAGCAACGAAACUGGCUCUUAGCAUAGGCUAAUGUAUGUAAAUAUUUUGUAGCGUAGCCGACGCUACGUAAACAUAUCACUCAAACGGGACUUUGUCACGCUACUCGAGGAGGGAAAAGCGCUCUUAUUCAGCAACGCGAAGAAAAGUGCAGAUAGUAUUAGCUAGCAAGCGAACUAGCAACCAGGCGGAUUGUGAUUUGUUCAGAUAAACUUUAAAAACGCUCGCUGUGGUGGACUGCUUCAAGAAACUAUCUGUUGUGUGACACGGCUUUUGUUCUGUUUUUCCAUUUUGUGUUUGUGGACCGUUUAAGCACAGAGCUCGCCCCGCAGACAGCAACGCUGCAGCUCGAGGCCUGCCGUGCCUCUCACUAAAAUGCCGUUUAUUGUCCAGUCCUUCGUUUUUAUCACGAAAGCUCUUUCCGCUGAGGCGUCUGGGAUCUGACAGCGGAAAGCAGACUCUAGUCUGCGCUGUGCAUCUCUUACGCCGGCGCAUUAUCACCGGACCGACCGUCUGGAGGGUCUUCUCGAUAUCCAGCAAAGCUUUGACAUGUUAACAAGUCGACGACUCGAAGCCGCUCAUCUGCUUGCGAGUCAUGUCAAAUUACACUCUUUGUUUGAGGCGUUGGGUGAAGCCUGGUUGAUUGUGUUCUCACAGUUCUCGUGUAUCGGGGGUCUGAGCGAGCCUCGCUGUCAGUAGUCGGAUCAGCCCGCUUCUCUCGUCCCGGCGUUGACUGAUCCCGCCGAGAUGAACCCGGUGAACGCCACCGCGCUGUACGUGUCGGCGUGCCGCUCUCUUCUGCAGUGCGACCCGAAGGACCCGGGGACGUACGGAGGGCUGUUUAACGUCCUGCCUUUCUUCAGAGACUCCCUCUCCUGCUUGGUCUGUGGGAAUUUGCUUCAGGAUCCAGUUGCUCCCAAAAAUUCCUCCUGCCAGCACUAUGUUUGUAAGGGGUGUAAAGGCAAGAAAAUGGUAUUGAAGCCAUCGUGCAGCUGGUGUAAAGACUAUGAGCAAUUUGAGGAGAAUAAACAGCUCCAGAUUCUGAUCGAAUGCUACAGGAAUCUCUGCGAGUGUGUCUUGGUGUGUGUCACAACAGAGCAGUGUGCCUCGGGCGUCAAGGGUUACCCUGAGGUCAUGAAGAUGCUGGAGGAAGUGUUGGGGCUGAGUCAGGAACAAGAAGACCACAGUCCUGUCAAAGACACUUUGGAUGUUCCUAAUCUCAAAACGGAGACAGACCCUUCGCAAAACUCUACCGACGUCAACUUGACUGAUUCGGACAAACCCUCUGAGCAGAUCCAAGCUAAACUAGAGCCCCCUGAGCCUGUCGCUGCCGACGGAUUUCAGAAAUCUGACUCAGAAAGACACAUGGGUACUAACAAGGUGAAGUGCAAAGUUAGUCAAGAGACGAGCGUAGACUCGUUGCAACUCAGUGCAGAGAGCAUGAGCAUCCAGGAGGACCUCAAACCUGACUUUACGAGCAAGGAGUUGAUGUGGGGACAGACUAAAUCGACACCCGAGCAGUGUCAGGACUCAUUACGGUUCCAAACCAGCGGCGCCCUUGCACCGGGACACCCACCCCGACCUCAGACGGGCCUGACGGGCCUCGCCACAGCCCACAGAAAGGUGCGCCUGAGCCUAAAGCGCUCUCGCUCUGAAAGCGACAGCGAGAUGCUCCAACCUCUGCCCAUCACCAGCCUCAUCCAGGGGCCAUCGGUAGCGGCCACAGCUCCACCGAAAGCAGCGUUUGAACCCAAAGCGCCCUCCCCGCCUGCUGUCGUGCUCACUAACGGGGGCGUUUUGAAGGUUAAUAAGGCCGUGCUGGAUUCAACUAAAAACAUCCAGAUAAACACCGACCCGGGUAAUAAGAAAGUUCAGGCCAAGUCUAAAGUGGCAGUCCCGAAAGCGAAGGCCAAGGCGAAGGACAGGCUGCUGUCAGCUAGCGUUUUAGCGGGACAACCAGGACAGCCCCCUAAAGUCGCCUACAAAAAGACGCAAGAGAAAAAAGGAUGCAAGUGCGGACGAGCCACUCAGAAUCCAAGUGUUCUUACCUGCAGGGGUCAAAGAUGCCCCUGCUACUCCAACCGUAAGGCCUGUUUGGACUGCAUCUGCAGGGGCUGCCAGAACUCAUACAUGGCCAACGGGGAGAAGAAGCUGGAGGCUUUCGCCGUGCCCGAAAAAGCCCUGGAGCAAACCAGACUCACUCUCGGAAUCAACCUCACCAGUAUUUCCGUCAGAAACGCUGGCACGAACGCUGCGGGGGUUCUCAGUCUGUCCGCAGGUUCCCCGAUGGCUUCUUUCCUCACGUCCAGCGCAGACGAGGACCAGAGUUUCGAAGACGCUCUCGAGAUGCAUUUCGACUGUUAGCUGUCCUGCUACUGAUCUCUCUCUCUCUCUCUCUCUCUGUCUCUCUCUCUUUCAACCGUGGUUUAUGUCGAACAGAAAUUGUUUGCCAAAACUCUUGUCUGUAGUUUUCAUGUCCGACCUCUACCAUCACACACGCACUGCUGUAAUGGAAAGUUACUGUGAAGCUGAGCGUUAUGGCAUAUUUAGUUUUUACUUUUGAAGGAACCGUUCGCUUUUUGCGCGGCUGUUUUACUCGCAGUGAACUUAGGAUCUGAUCAACGACUGUUGUUUUUUUUUUUUUUUUUUUUUUUUUUCUUGAAACGUUCGAUGACCCAAACCUUAAAAUGAAUUUGUGUGAUAAGUUUCUUGGGUCACACACACAUAGCUCAUCAUAAGCUGUCCCAAAGCGGUGAUUAAUGUGUUUACAUCCUGUGGUGAAAUUUUGUUUUCAAAAUUAUUUUUUAAAUAUAUAUGAAUAUAUUGCUUCUAAACAUUCAUCGGAGGUAAAGUUAUAUACAGCUGUCUGUAAUGCCUGUUAAACGUCAGAUAAAAUAACAACUUACUAACGGUGGAAAAUGUAGCACUUAGUCCCAAUAGUGUUGAUAGGUUUAGACACCUGUCCUGGUUAUUUUUAUUUCAUUUUUUUUUUAAUAGAUGGUUCCUUAUUUUUCUGAAUGGGAAGUAGUGCCGUGUCACUUUUUAAUUCAUAUUCCAGCUUUGAACAAAAGACGUUUCGUAAGAAUGAUGAAGCACAAAUAUGUCACAAAAGCUAUAUUCCUCGGACUUCGAGAGACGCCGAUGCGUUAUAUCCUCACUAUCGUUCAUUGUUCGUUCGGACUGAGCUGAUUGUUUUAUCAUUACAGUAUCUGCAAAGAUUUCUCAAACAAGUGAAUGUAAGUGUGUUCGGUGCGAUGCCUGAGAAUGUAUUCGAGGCAGUGAUGUUUUUAAAGCAAUAUAAGAAUGAAAAUGUUAGAUCUUAUAACCCCCACGCAAAGUCAUCAUAUUUGUUUUGAUGCAAACUGUAAAGGAGUAUUUGGAGAUGUUAUGUUGAGCCCCUUUUAGCACUCGUUCAUGCCUCUUUACUCUGAUCCUGAUUAGUUGUGUUUGUCUUGAGGUUGUGAUGUGAUUACUGUUCUAGGGACCAAAACUAGAAAUACGUGUUGAGAAAGGUCAGUGAACACGUGUUUACUGUUACGCUGCGCCGUUUCUUGUCUUAUGUAAUGAAGCGGGGUAGACAGUGCUUCAUCCGUAUCCUUAAAUAUGCUUGAAAACUCUAUCAGUAGGGCUUUGACCAAAUAUCGAAAAGUUCUUCUAGUUCAGUCUCGGAUCUUAGUGGGAUAUCGUGUUGUAUUUUCAAAUCGUAUAGUUUGGUAGCGUUGUUUUAUUCCUCCCUUUGCUUUUCAAUGGUCAUUACUUGAACUCAGAUUUUAGUUUCUCGAUUAUUUUUUGUUUUUUUGAAUUACUGGAGAACCUCUUAUUAUUGCUGGUUUAUUCACUGCCACAUUGAAAUAAUGAAAAUUGCAGAAAGCGACAAAAAUAAAUUAUAGUUUUUUAUUUCUUGUUUUUCAAAA